AUGCGACGGCAGGCUCGGAUCUCAGCCGGCGGCGCGCUCGUCGUGCGCACCGCCUCUGCCUUACAAGUUUGGCUGUGGUUGCUGAUAUUCAUAUUCCAGAACGAGUUCCGAAUAUCUAGAUCUAUUCAACCGGGUUAUUUGGACUUUGACAAUUUACCCGAAACGAACUUUACAUGCGAGGGCAAGGUUAUCGGGGGUUACUAUGCUGACCUCGAGACAUCAUGCCAGAUGUUUCACGUGUGUACGGUGGGCCAGCACGAAGAGCCCAUGGACAUUAAGUUCCUUUGCCUCAACGGCACUGUGUUUGAUCAGGAAACAAGAGUGUGUGAGAGAGUAGAUGAAGUAGAUUGUACAAAGUCUGAAAAGUUCUACAGCUUAAAUCUAGAAUUAUAUGGUAGCACAGUGCCACCGAUCAUACAGCCAGACCAACAAAAAAAUCAAACUCAACCAACCGAACAAUCUCAGCAGCAAACCAAACCAAACCAAGAAGCUGAUCCUUCAAUUGGUGAUACUCCAACAACUACUCAAAAUAAAUUUCAAAGCCAUGCAACUGAUCCUACAGAUUCAACUGAAGAUCCUAUUCAGGAAGUAAAAAAUGAUGACCCUAGAAAUUCGUCGCACACGCAACAUUCUCGUCCGCCUUUAACAGCCCCCGAAAAUGAGGAACUUACCGAAGAGUACCAGGACGACGAAUAUGUUGAAUAUGAAGACUAUGCACCACAACAAUCGCCUUCUACGACACAGUCUACAUCUACAACGACAACAACUACUACUACUACAACCACAUUACGCCCUAGAACAACAACAAUUGUACCUUCCACUUCAUCUCAUCUCCUUUCACCAAAUAAAUAUGCGAUAUCUUCACCCUCCCCCAUACCAUCUUCCCUAUCUCCAUCAUCACCAACGUUUCCUCCUUCUCAGCCUUACGUCCAUUCUGGCCCUUCAGAACUUUCAGCGCCAUCCGGUCCUUCAGCCCCAUCAGUUCCCUCUGCACCAUCAUCGCCAACUUUGGAUCCGUCACUUCUUUCACCACAGGAAUUUAUCUACCAACAUCGAGGGCCAGGAUCGGAAGCCAUUUCGUUCUCGCGACCAAAUUAUCGCCCAGCAGAUGGAGUAUAUAUAACACAUGCGCCGCCGUCACCACAGCAGUUUGACCACUUCCCGUACGAGUCGUCAAGAACUGCUCCUCGUCCUGCUGCUCCGCGUCCCACGUCCUUUGUACAACGACCUCAUCCAUUUCGACCAACUACAAUAGAUCCUCGUGAUCAAUUGCUACGUCCAGGACCUACUUCUCAACCCUCCGAAAGAUAUGAAACGUCUGUUAGACAGCAAAAUCGACCUCAAACGCAUUCCCAAUCUUUACCAGCUCAAAGGCCGUUACCUUUUAACCCGUUUUACUAUGAUCGUAAACGAAGCGACGACUCAAGCAAAGAAACUGAAUCUACUCUUUCAGCUCGAUCUGUUGCUCCUCCAAACGUAACAGAAAAACCGAAAAUCAAAUUAAAAAGCCCUCCUAGAGUUAUCGUCACAGCCAGUGCAUCUGUCAGUGACAGCAAUGGAAAACGAUUAAACUAUACGGUCGGUAACGUUGUCAGUGCUGUAAAACCAAUAGUUGCUAUAAAUUAUGACGACUAUAAAGAGUCUGAUUUGAUUUUUGAUCCAUUCUUUCUCGACGUGCCAAAACUUCAAAAACGACGAAAAACUAGGUCUAAUAUAAAUAAAAAUAUAUUUACAGUCCCUUCUACCAUAACGGUAGCAAGCAAAUUGCCGUCACAAGAAAUAACAUCGACAACAUCGCCGGUUACGUCACGAGCUACUACAACACACAGACUUUCUAGUACACCGGCAAUCACAACGACAACAGCUGUUUGGAAUCCGAAUGACUAUGUUGACGAUAACUACGAGCCUCAUGCUUAUAUUCCACCUAUACCACCCUUUGCGGUUUUAGUGCCUCACGAGUUGAAUAAGUAUAAGAAAUACGAAACACAAACUAAAAGCGAUUUAGUCGAGGAUAAGACCCAUAGAGAUUACAAAUCCAAUGUUGACAACGCUGAACAACCUAGGCCGACGUCGACGUCUACAGAGCAGACAACCUCUAGUCAUAGUGCGGGAGCGGGGCAGGCUCCCCCCACUGCCUCGCCACCGCCCCCGCCGCUCCUCGAGGCGCCAACUUGCGCCACGUCGCGCUCUACUGACUGUCGAACUCGUGCCUAA
This is a messenger RNA of Arctia plantaginis, 2214 nucleotides long. The record is from the annotation of a GenBank genome assembly. NCBI's taxonomy places the organism in Eukaryota, Metazoa, Arthropoda, Insecta, Lepidoptera, Erebidae.